Molecule: messenger RNA, 810 nt
Organism: Pungitius pungitius (ninespine stickleback)
Lineage: Eukaryota; Metazoa; Chordata; Actinopteri; Perciformes; Gasterosteidae
Gene: txn2
Product: thioredoxin 2
Exons: 4
Coding region: 157-672 (171 amino acids)
Biological process (GO): cell redox homeostasis
Cellular component (GO): mitochondrion
Molecular function (GO): protein-disulfide reductase activity
Source: RefSeq, a predicted model, not a curated record
GGGGGAGGUAGGGAGGACCAAAAGAGGGCAAAGUCGCUACUACGUAACGUAGGUUAACGCAAUGGAGCCAGCGAGCCGCCGCUAGCUGCGCGCACACGACACCGUGAACACCCCGACCUCCAUCUCUCUGUGACGGUACUAUUCAAAAAGGAAAAUAUGGCUCACAGGCUGCUACUGCGCAGAGUUUUGACGCUCUCUGCCAAAGACGUCCGCAGCCCCCCCCCAGCAGCAUCCGCCGCCGCCGCCUCCUCUUUCUCCUCCUCUUCCUCCACCUCUUCCCUGCAGUGUGCGUCAAGCCGGGCGUCCUUCCUCUCGCCUCGCUCCCUCCCUCCCUCCCCCCGCCGGGACGUCUCCUUCAACGUCCAGGACCACGAGGACUUCACGGAAAGGGUGAUCAACAGCGAGCUCCCGGUGCUGGUUGACUUCCAUGCGCAGUGGUGCGGUCCCUGUAAGAUCCUUGGGCCGCGGUUGGAGAAGGCCGUUGCGAAACAGAAAGGCCGCGUUGCCAUGGCAAAGGUCGACAUCGACGACCACACAGACCUGGCCAUCGAGUACGGGGUGUCUGCCGUCCCCACCGUGAUCGCCAUUCGUGGAGGCGACGUCGUCGACCACUUUGUGGGGAUCAAAGACGACGACGAGCUGGACUCAUUUGUCGGCAAAGUCAUCGGCUAGCAACCCAGCUUGUAGCCAACCCCGCCAUUCAACGCCAUCACGUAGCAGUUGUGUGUGGUGGCAAACGCUCAGAACGCUCACACCCAUCCCUAGACCAACCGCGUCUGCAUCAUUGCUUCUGUCUUUUUUUUCUUUUCU